AUGCACGCGCGGCGGCGGCUGGCCCUGCGGGCUGUAUACCAGGGCAGUACGGGCCACGGCUCGCGCUUUCGCCAGCUGGGCCGCCGAGGGCUUAGCGUGCUGACGCCGCCCCUCCUGGACUUGCGACGGCAGCACCGCUCGGCCCUCACCUCGCUAGAGAAGCUGCUCGUCCGCCUGCAUGCAGCCGCAGAGCACACGGAGGUUCUUCGCGAGUCGGUCACGACGCUCGACUCUCUCUUCGUCUGCUGCGUGGUUGGCGAGUUCAACGCCGGCAAAAGCGCGCUCAUCAACGCGCUCCUGGGGAGGGAAGCGUGUGUCGAGGGCGUGCUCCCGACCACGGCAAGCGUGUGCCUAAUCAAGCACCCGGCGGCGCCAUUCGUACCGAGCAGCGCGGCCGGGAAGGAAGACGGGCUUGUCGUCAUGGACGUUGACGUCGAAUGGCUGCGCUCAACUUACCUCGUCGACACGCCGGGCACAAACUCCAUCGACGAGGCUCACACCGCGCUGACUCAGGACUUUCUGCCGCGCUCGGACUUGGUCCUGUUCGUGACCUCGGCUCAACAACCCUUCUCCGACUCAGAACAAGCGUUCCUCCGGUCCGUCACCGGCUGGAGGAAGCACGUGCUCUGCGUGCUCAACAAGGCAGACACGCUGCCGCCGGCAGACCUGCAACGCGUUCUGGAAUACGUCUCCGAGAAUGCCUCCCGUACGGUCGGCGCGCCCGUCAAGGUUCUCGCCUCGAGCGCGCGCGUCGCCCUGAAACUGAAGGAGCGCCUGCGACAGGAAAGCGCCGCCGAGCUCGGCUCGCCCUUGAGGGCCGCCGCGGAGGGGGAAGCGGAGGGCGCAGCGGCGGCGCAGUGGGAGGCGCUCGAGGCGGAGGUCCGGCGCGUUCUGCAGGACGGCGCGAGGCUGAAGAUGGUGUCUCAGCUUGCCACCGCUUCGCGGCUGCUCGAGGUGUACGCCUCUGCGGAGGCGUCUCAGCUCGCCCUCGUCGCCGCCGAUCGCGAUGCUGUCGACGAUGUGGGGCAGAGGGUGCACGCGUUUCAAGCUACGAUGCGUGCCGACUUUGAGCCGCAGGUGGCGCGUGCGAUGCUCGUCUUGGCGCGGCUGGGCCAGCGCGGCCACCGAUUCCUCCAGGAAGAGCUCACCCUCUCGCAGUUGCCGCGCCUCCUUUCCCGCGAUGCCCUUGUCAAGCGCUUCGAAUCAACCGUCGUCGCGGACUCGAGCGCACAGCUCGAGGCGGUCGCGCUCUCUCUCGCAGACUGGAUGGAAGGGCGCUCCUCGGCGCUCGAGCGCGAUACGCUCUCCAUGCUGCGCAGCAGAGUGCAGUUGGAACCCAGCAGCGCGGGCGACGCCGAGGCGGCGGCGGCGGCAGCGUAUGGCUCGCGCCGCGCAGAGCUGCUGCUUGCGAUGCAGAGCAGCGCUCGCGAGUCGGUUGGAUCGGAUGCUGUGGCGAAUGCAGGGGAGCGUGCUGUCGCGGCCGUGCAAACGUGCCUUGCCCAGGCGCUGCUUUUAGAAGCGGGAGCCGCGGGACUCACGGGGGUCGUGUCGGUCAAGGCGGCCUCCAUGCUCGACCUCACCGGCCUGAUGCCCGCUUUUGUGAUCGCUCUCACUGGCUUGGCCGUCCUGCCUCUUCAGCGCUAUCGGCUGCAACUCGAUCUUCAGCAGCGGGUUGACGAGCUGAGCAGUUCCUUGAACGAGGCGCUGCAAACUCACCUGGAAGCUGAGCUGCAGCACGCGGUGACACGCUCACUGGCGGCCGUCAAGCCGUUUCGAGAGCACGUCGAGCGAGAGCACGCCGCCCACGAAGAGAGGCGGGGCAUGCUCGACGCGGUGAAGGCUGAACUGAGCGCCAUGCACUUGGCAUUGGAGAGGGCGGAGCGCCCGGCGGUGUCUAUUGUCGAGCCAAAGACUUGA
Molecule: messenger RNA, 1917 nt
Organism: Emiliania huxleyi CCMP1516
Lineage: Eukaryota; Haptophyta; Isochrysidales; Noelaerhabdaceae
Product: Dynamin family protein
Exons: 1
Coding region: 1-1917 (638 amino acids)
Molecular function (GO): GTP binding
Source: RefSeq, a predicted model, not a curated record